Messenger RNA from Exaiptasia diaphana, 3056 nucleotides. Its product is annotated as centrosomal protein of 70 kDa. The transcript has 18 exons. NCBI's taxonomy places the organism in Eukaryota, Metazoa, Cnidaria, Anthozoa, Actiniaria, Aiptasiidae. Gene Ontology annotation, molecular function: gamma-tubulin binding. The record is from RefSeq and is a predicted model, not a curated record. The annotation marks the transcript as partial. Gene Ontology annotation, cellular component: centrosome. Gene Ontology annotation, biological process: cilium assembly; regulation of microtubule cytoskeleton organization.
AGUGGAGUUAUUGGUGAUUGGUCUGAAGUAAAUCAGCAAUUACGRCAUCAUGGUUUUCAUCCYGUUAUGAUUCUCACCAGAUCUAGGAUUGAUCAAAUUCCAAAAGGAGCUGUAGUUCUUGAGGAGCAGACUACUCAGCAUCUGCGCCACACACUYGAGAACUUAAUGUCUGAUUGUGAUCGUCGUCAAGCCUUGGUUCAAGAAUUAAUAUCUGCUUCGAAUAGAAUGCAGAGAGAAAACAAAGAAUAUGCAGAAACAAUCCACAGUUAUGAAAUAGAGAUCAGAGAGCUAAAGCAUCAGUUGGACGCUGAAAGAGUCAAUGUGCAAGAAAUGGAGGACAGGCGGAUGUCUGAGCUACAUCGCCAUGGUGAGGAAGUCCAAGGCUUAAAGAUGACCAAGGAAGAYGUGAUGGCUUUAUUCAAACAGAUGGAGCAAAAGAUCCUCAACAAGGAUGAAGAAAUUGCUAGAUUACAAAAACGAUGUGAGAAACUUGUCCAAAAGGAAGAGGAAAGACUUGAUAGACAGUCCAAGUUGUUUCACCAAUUCAAAAGUCGAUCUCCAAGAAAGCAGCAAGAUCAAAAAUUGCUUGAAGUAAUUGAUAUAUAUGAAGCCAAAUUAGAGGAACUGAGAGAAGAACUUGAUCACCUCAGGCAAGAAAGAGAUGACCACAAUGCAUCAUAUGUUGGUUGCUAUGGUGAUGUAGAAAGUGAUCCUCAACCAAUGAAUGAAGUCGAGUCAGAAGGACCCUCUGGAGAGACCACCGAUGAAGGCAGAGGAUCACUGGACAGRCGCUCCCCACUCACUGGUCCAAAGAAAGGUGCUGGGGGCAAAUGGAGGAAAGAGAAGCCUAAAGGACUGACACWUUCAMCAAGACCAGUUCAAGAGAUUGAAAACAAACUGAUGUAUUAUGAAAAAUCUCUCAAAGAUGCCAAAAAGCUCAUCAGACUUCUUGAAAAUGAAAAUACUCACUUAAAGAUGGAACUUCAAACUAGACCAAUGCCAAAUGAAUGGAAGAAAACACAGAAAUACAGCAAAAAAUUAGAAAAGAUCUUAGCAAAAAACAAUUUAUGUCCACCUUCGAGAAAAAGACAUUUGGAUAAAGACACCAGUGAACAAACUCAACCUAAAAGAUACUCMACACAUGUUGAUGAUAUUGAUUUGCUGCCCAUUGAUGCCUGUAGAGAAUAUCUAAAGGAGACAUGUUCCAAGUUGUUGGUGCUUGACCUCCGGGAUCUGGAUGACAGAUUAAAAUCUAUUGAUUUGAUGGCAGAAGCUUUUCCAUCUAUGGAACAGCUUGUAACAGAUAUUUUGGCACUGAUUCAUAAUCAUGGUACCUCUAAACAUGCAUCAAGCAAUCUUCAUCAUCAAAGUGUUGAUACACAUGCUGUUUUCUGUCAAAGAGCAUGGCAGGAUGUUUUACCAACUUUACAGCUGUGGGCAAAAGAGUUGUCAUCUCUCAAAGAUCUACAAAGAGCAAUUGUUGAAUUGUCAACAACUCUGAUGCCAUGGGAAUCAAAAAGCAAGUUUGAAGUGAAAGAUAAAAAGUCAAUAAGAGUCAAAGACUUAAAAAUCAUGGUAGAGUCACUAAGUUCCCAUGAYAGACGAGCUGGACCUAAAGAUGUACAAGGAAGUGAAAARCCAAGCCCAAGCCUUGAGCAGCUUCAAAGCAUUAUUGCUCACUUCCAAAAACUCUUUGAUGUAAAUACUGUCUCAGGAGUGUUUCCUCGUAUGAAUGAGCUGUAUUUAAGGGUUGGAGAGGUUUAUAAUGCCAUGCACACRAUGAGAGAACUACUUAACCUUGACCCUAGCUGCAAACCAGCUAAUAUUGUUAAUGCUGUUGGAAAAUUAAGCAAAGCUAGACAUUUACUACAAGUUGAUGAUCUGUCAGGGGURAUACAGAGACUAGAACAAUAUGAUGAAUUCUUUCCUCCAUUCCAAAGUAUGGUUAAUGAGCUUUCCAAGAUAUUAGGAGUAGAAAAGAUGGAUGAGAUUGUUACUGCUGUAAAGGCAUUAAUCAAGUUUCCUCAUUAUUGACAACAAAACUGAAAAAAAUGUAUAUAGGAAUUUUAAAGGAAUUGCGUUUUUAAAAUCUUAUAAAUUGUACAUAUUUUUUUACCUAAUUCUAAAAUAUUUUAUUGUAACUAACUUUAAUUAUUAUUUUUGGUUUUAUAUUUUUAAAAUAUGAUAAAUACUUAAUGACUUUUGAGAUUUAUUGAACUGGCUUGCUAGUGUUUUCGUGAUUGUUUAUUUAUUGCUGACGGAUUGCUCUACAGAAACAAGCUCGGCGACUUCUAGUUCUAGUCUAGGUUAGGAACCAAUUGGGAAGCUUACAUGGGCAUCAUUAGCAAAUUUCAGUUAUUCCAGAUCACUUCCACCAGUCCAUCACGAGAAAGUCACCAACACAAACUCUUUCGAUCUUGAAGAAAUAUUUUUCUGCAUGGAAGGUAUAUGGCGUGUCACUCGUGACAUCAGCACAAAAACCAACAUGUGAUGGUUGCWUGCCUGCUCAACUACUAUUUCAUCAUCAUUUGUUCAAUUCUCGAGUAGAUUUAGAGAUGGAUUGCAUGUUGGUUUGUGUAGCAUGAAUGUUUUAAUCCCAUUGCAUGCCAGUGUCUCUCCUGAGUUGGUCUACAUUGGAGGAUAGAAAUUGAACACCAUGUGGCGCAUAGUCGUCCAGCCUGGCUUUGACUUCAGCAGGGAUGUUAAACGACAUUACUUCAAUUUUUUGCAUUCAACCUAAGUCUGAUCGGUAUUUUGCAUUCCAUCUCUACCCUACGGAGAAUGUCUUGUGCCUGGACUUCUGAGUCCACUGUAAAAUGCAAUAUUUAACUCGGGUUAUAACAUAUGAACCAACAUGUCUUGAAUGUAUAGUAAAAACUCAAGUUUCUCUUCAUGUCCGUCUAUUGAUUGACGUACUAUUGUGUAUUCUAGGAGGGCGAAGAAACAAAUAAGGUUUCAAUCUGUCGCCAUGCCGAGCUCCUCCUCUAUCGUGCAAGCACAUCUUUCCUGCGUAAAUCCAUUUUGAUUCAAGGCAAGGGCGGAUACAGCUGAAAUUU